Messenger RNA from Salarias fasciatus (jewelled blenny), 1764 nucleotides. It is a transcript of the gene cdk19, whose product is annotated as cyclin dependent kinase 19. Lineage: Eukaryota; Metazoa; Chordata; Actinopteri; Blenniiformes; Blenniidae. The record is from RefSeq and is a predicted model, not a curated record. Gene Ontology annotation, cellular component: cytosol; nucleus. Gene Ontology annotation, molecular function: protein serine/threonine kinase activity; ATP binding. Gene Ontology annotation, biological process: protein phosphorylation.
UUAAGCGGAGCAGACCAAAAUCCCAAACAAGGAAAUGGUGGGGGAAUAAAACGAGCAGAUUAUUUAAUUAAUGCAUGUAAUAAUUAAUAUUUUAUUUUAUUGUAAAUUAAGACGUAUUUAUGGGUUAAAAUGGAUUACGACUUCAAAACAAAGCUGGCGGCCGAGAGGGAGAGAGUAGAAGAUCUGUUCGAAUAUGAAGGUUGCAAAGUGGGUCGAGGCACCUACGGGCACGUUUAUAAAGCUAAGCGCAAAGACGGGAAAGACGAGAAGGAGUACGCACUGAAACAAAUAGAAGGCACUGGAAUAUCCAUGUCCGCCUGCAGGGAAAUCGCCCUGUUACGAGAACUCAAGCAUCAAAACGUGAUCGCCCUGCAGAAGGUGUUCCUGUCCCACAGCGACAGGAAGGUCUGGCUGCUCUUCGACUACGCCGAGCACGACCUCUGGCACAUCAUCAAGUUCCACCGCGCCUCCAAGGCCAACAAGAAGCCCAUGCAGCUGCCCCGGGGGAUGGUGAAGUCUCUCCUGUAUCAGAUUCUGGAUGGGAUCCAUUACCUCCAUGCCAACUGGGUGCUCCACAGGGAUCUGAAACCGGCGAACAUCCUGGUGAUGGGCGAGGGUCCCGAACGAGGAAGAGUGAAAAUCGCCGACAUGGGCUUCGCCAGACUCUUCAACUCCCCCCUGAAGCCGCUGGCGGACCUGGACCCCGUGGUGGUCACCUUCUGGUACCGAGCGCCCGAGCUGCUGCUGGGCGCCCGCCACUACACCAAAGCUAUCGAUAUCUGGGCGAUCGGCUGCAUCUUUGCGGAGCUGCUAACGUCGGAGCCCAUCUUCCACUGCCGCCAGGAAGACAUCAAGACCAGCAACCCGUUUCAUCACGACCAGCUGGACCGAAUCUUCAGCGUCAUGGGCUUCCCUGCAGAUAAAGACUGGGAGGACAUCAGGAAGAUGCCGGAGUACCCCACCCUGCAGAAGGACUUCAGGAGGACAACGUAUGCAAACAGCAGCUUAAUCAAAUACAUGGAGAAGCAUAAAGUGAAGCCUGACAGCAAGGUGUUCCUGCUGCUCCAGAAGCUCCUCACGAUGGACCCCACCAAGAGGAUCACGUCAGAGCAGGCGCUGCAGGACGCCUACUUCCUGGAGGACCCCUUACCGACCGUCGAUGUGUUCGCUGGCUGUCAGAUCCCCUACCCAAAGCGAGAGUUCCUCAAUGAGGACGAGCCGGAGGAGAAAGCCGAGAAGAACCAGACUCAGCAGCACCAGCAGACCACGGGCCAAACCCAGGCCCAGAACCAGCAGCAGACCGGCGCCCAGCAGGCCCCCUCCCAGCAGAGCUCGGCCCAAACCAACGGCACCGCCGGGGCGGCGGGGGCCGGCGGCGGCGGCGGGGGUCUGCAGCACGGCCAGGACCAGGGCCCCCCCAACAAGAAACCUCGUCUCGGCACCUCCGGGGCCUCCUCAGGCACAGGAGUCCUGCAGUCAGAGUACCAGCACUCCGGCUCCCGCCUUGCUUACCAGAGCAACGUCCAAGGCUCCGCCCAGCCCCAGAGCACCAUGGGAUACUCGUCCUCGUCCCAGCAGGGCUCGCAGUACUCCCACCAGACCCACCGCUACUGAGGCUCCCGCCCCGUCUCCCGAACCAGCAGAGGGGCCGCCUCCUCCGCCCCCCACCCCACCACCCCCCCACCCCCCUCCACCCCUCCUCCCGCCCCCACCCCGCCCACCGUCCAUCCGCCGCAUCGCUCCGACUCAUCCUUCAGGCCGCUC